Messenger RNA from Salvelinus fontinalis (brook trout), 3014 nucleotides. RefSeq names its product transportin-2. The record is from RefSeq and is a predicted model, not a curated record. Gene Ontology annotation, cellular component: nucleus; cytoplasm. NCBI's taxonomy places the organism in Eukaryota, Metazoa, Chordata, Actinopteri, Salmoniformes, Salmonidae. The coding region runs from base 177 to 2846 and encodes 889 amino acids. The transcript has 24 exons. Gene Ontology annotation, molecular function: small GTPase binding; nuclear import signal receptor activity. Gene Ontology annotation, biological process: protein import into nucleus.
UAUCGAAAGGGGUUUCGGGAUUAUCUCUUUGCUCUAAAAACAAAGUGAGAGAUCAAAACCCUUUGCUACUAAAUACAUCUAGCUUGCAUCUGCCAUUCUGUAAAUGCUCAUUGCCACGGUACCGGUAGCUACUGCUAACAAAGCAAUUACGGAUCUGACAAAUCGGUGCGACCAGGAUGGAGUGGCAGCCGGAUGAACAGGGUUUGCAGCAGGUGCUUCAGCUGCUGAAGGACUCCCAGUCUCCAGACACAGCCACACAGAGAGCUGUGCAGGAAAAACUGGAACAGCUCAACCAGUUCCCAGACUUCAACAACUAUCUCAUCUUCGUCCUUACAAGCCUCAAAUCAGAGGAUGAGCCGACCCGUUCUCUAAGUGGUCUCAUAUUGAAGAACAAUGUGAAGGCCCACUACCAGAACUUUCCUCCUCUGGUAGCUGACUUCAUCAAGAGGGAAUGUCUCAACAACAUCGGAGAUCCCUCGCCCCUCAUCAGAGCAACCAUCGGCAUCUUGAUAACAACCAUAGCAUCUAAAGGAGAGCUGCAGACAUGGCCUGAACUCCUCCCUCAACUCUGUAACCUGCUCAACUCUGAAGACUACAAUACCUGCGAGGGUUCUUUCGGAGCUCUGCAGAAGAUCUGUGAGGAUUCUUCAGAGCUGUUGGACAGUGAUGCUCUCAACAGACCCCUGAACAUCAUGAUCCCCAAGUUCCUACAGUUUUUUAAACACUGCAGCCCAAAGAUCAGGUCUCAUGCCAUAGCGUGUGUGAAUCAGUUCAUCAGCAGUAGAGCCCAGGCUCUGAUGGAUCACAUCGACACCUUCAUCGAGAGUCUGUUUGCUCUAGCGGGGGAUGAGGACUGUGAGGUGAGGAAGAACGUGUGUAGAGCUCUGGUCAUGCUGCUGGAGGUCCGGAUAGACCGACUCAUACCACACAUGCACAGCAUCAUACAGUACAUGCUCCAGCGUACCCAGGACCCAGAUGAGAAUGUUAGUCUGGAGGCCUGUGAGUUCUGGCUCACCCUGGCUGAACAGCCCGUCUGCAAGGAGGCCCUGUCUGGGCACCUGGUCCAACUCAUCCCCAUCCUGGUGAAUGGGAUGAAGUACUCUGAGAUAGACAUCAUCCUCCUAAAGGGAGAUGUAGAGGAGGAGGAUGACACCGUACCAGACAGUGAGCAGGACAUCAAGCCUCGCUUCCACAAGUCACGCACCGUCACCCUGCAACACGAGGGAGGAGAGGGGGAGGAGGGGGAGGAUCACGACGAUGACGAUGACGACGAUGACACGCUCUCCGACUGGAACCUGCGGAAGUGUUCGGCGGCAGCGUUAGACGUGUUAGCUAACGUGUUUCGUGAUGAGCUCCUCCCCCACCUGCUGCCCCUGCUGAAGGGCCUGUUGUUCCACCCAGACUGGGUCGUCAAGGAGUCGGGAAUACUGGUGCUGGGGGCUAUCGCUGAGGGUUGUAUGCAGGGCAUGGUUCCCUACCUACCAGAGUUGAUGCCUCACCUCAUCCAGUGUCUCUGUGAUAAGAAGGCCCUGGUGCGUUCCAUCGCCUGCUGGACUCUGUCCCGCUACGCCCACUGGGUGGUCAGCCAGCCCCCUGACUCCCACCUCAAACCCCUCAUGACUGAACUCCUCAAGAGGAUCCUGGACGGGAACAAGAGGGUUCAGGAGGCCGCCUGCAGUGCGUUUGCUACCUUAGAGGAGGAGGCCUGUACAGAGCUGGUUCCCUAUCUGAGCUUCAUUCUGGAUACUCUGGUCUUCGCCUUUGGAAAAUACCAACACAAGAACCUGCUCAUACUGUACGACGCUAUAGGAACGCUGGCCGACUCUGUAGGACACCACCUCAACCAACCGGAGUACAUAGAGAAGCUGAUGCCUCCUCUCAUAGCCAAGUGGAAUGAGCUGAAGGAUGAAGAUAAGGACCUGUUUCCUCUGUUAGAGUGUCUGUCCUCUGUCGCUACAGCCCUCCAGAGUGGCUUCCUGCCCUACUGUGAGCCAGUCUACCAGCGCUGUGUUACACUGGUGCAGAAAACACUGGCUCAGGCUAUGAUGUACAGCCAACAGCCGGACCAGUACGAGGCUCCUGAUAAGGACUUUAUGAUCGUGGCCCUGGACCUCCUCAGUGGUCUGGCUGAGGGCCUGGGGGUCCACGUUGAUCAGCUGGUGGCCCGGAGCAACAUCAUGACACUACUGUUUCAGUGCAUGCAGGACACCAUGCCAGAGGUGAGGCAGAGCUCCUUCGCCCUGCUGGGUGAUCUGACCAAGGCCUGCUUCCCUCAUGUUAAACCCUGCAUCGCUGAGUUCAUGCCUAUCCUAGGGACCAACCUGAACCCAGAGUUCAUCUCUGUGUGUAACAACGCUACCUGGGCCAUUGGAGAGAUAUGCAUGCAGAUGGGUGUAGAGAUGCAGCCCUAUGUGUCUCUGGUCCUGAACCAGCUGGUAGAGAUCAUCAACAGACCCAACACACCCAAGACCCUGCUGGAGAACACCGCCAUUACGAUUGGUCGCCUGGGCUACGUGUGUCCUCAGGAGGUGGCUCCGAUGCUCCAGCAGUUCAUCAGACCGUGGUGUACGUCCUUACGGAACAUCCGUGACAACGAGGAGAAAGACUCCGCCUUCAGAGGGAUCUGCAUGAUGAUUGGUGUAAACCCUGGGGGAGUGGUCCAGGACUUUAUCUUCUUCUGUGAUGCCGUGGCGUCCUGGGUCAGCCCUAAGGAGGACCUGAGAGACAUGUUCUACAAGAUCCUCCAUGGUUUUAAGGACCAGGUAGGAGAGGAGAACUGGCAGCAGUUCUCAGAACAGUUUCCCCCCCAGCUGAAGGAGAGACUGUCUGCCUGCUACGGCGUGUAGAACCCCACCCCUAACCUAACGGCAGGUGAGCCAGUAGUAGAGGAGGAAGGUGAAAAGGAAUCUCAUCCAUCUGUGUUAAUGCCCUGAACUGAUCUGGGGGGAGGGGGAGAGGGACCCAUCACGCCAUUGGCCGCUCCCCCUGACGGACGGCCCCCACGCCCUAUGUAU